Messenger RNA from Mesocestoides corti, 408 nucleotides. The record is from the annotation of a GenBank genome assembly. NCBI's taxonomy places the organism in Eukaryota, Metazoa, Platyhelminthes, Cestoda, Cyclophyllidea, Mesocestoididae.
AUGGAAUGGCGAAGCGACUCCUCGGCAUUUGAGCACGUUUUCAUCGGUGAAGCAAAAAACACAAUGGUCAUCGGAUUCCAUAACUGGAUCACAUUUUGCACUAAGGAACACAACAAGGAGGUCAAUUAUUUCGGCCACGCCACCCCGAAACGUUGGGAUCCUGAAUUCAAACGAGCUCUUCGUUUCUCACUGUACAACUCCUUCAGGAAGCCCUUCGGUACAAUUGUCUUUGGUUCGUCAAUAGAAUUUGAAAUCGGCCUUUACACGACAGCCUUCCUAAGGUCACGUAGCCUCUUCAAAGGUAGCACAAGUUGGCCAGCCAUCUCCCUUAACUUGGGCCCCACGAACAUCCUCAUCCAGUGCCACCCGCACUACGGCAACCACAUGGGAUCGUGCUACGUCAAAUGA